This is a messenger RNA of Spinacia oleracea (spinach), 1770 nucleotides long. Its product is annotated as cysteine-rich receptor-like protein kinase 7. The transcript is spliced from 5 exons. Gene Ontology annotation, biological process: protein phosphorylation. Gene Ontology annotation, molecular function: ATP binding; protein serine/threonine kinase activity. The record is from RefSeq and is a predicted model, not a curated record. Lineage: Eukaryota; Viridiplantae; Streptophyta; Magnoliopsida; Caryophyllales; Amaranthaceae. The coding region runs from base 27 to 1616 and encodes 529 amino acids. Gene Ontology annotation, cellular component: plasma membrane.
UGUUGUUAUAGGCUUACCUUACUUACAUGAAAUUAAUGGCAUUACCAACUUUAACCUUCUUUCUUAUUCUCCUCUCAUUCAUUACCAAAACAUAUGCCCAAUUCCAAUUCCUGCACAGCGUUUGCAGCAACAUAACUUACACCCCAAACAGCACAUACCAAUCCAACCUCGAAACAGUCCUCAACUCUCUAUCCUCCAACACUCGAACCACCACCACCACCAACGGCUACUACAACACCACUGCAGGCCAAAACCCUGACAAAGCCGAAGUCAUAGUCCUCUGCAGAGGUGAUAUCCCAUUACAAACUUGCCACCUUUGUAUCCGUGACUCGGCUGCCACCCUCCCUGUCACGUGUCCUAGCAGUAAACAAGCAUUUGGGGUAACUGAUAACUGCAUUAUCUUUUUCUCACACAAUUUCACAUCUCAGAUUAUAAGAAGAAGGCCUUUGUGGGCUCUGUGGUCGGAUCAUAUCAAUGUUCAUAAUAUCACUGGGUUUAACAAUUCGCUUACAUCCUUGAUGAGUACUUUACAAACACAAGCUUCUUUGGGGAAUUCUGAUCUGAAAUAUGCCACUGGAAAAACAGAGAUUGAUAGGUUGCACGGAAACGUGAAACGGGGAUUGAAUAGUAGUAAUACAACCAUUUAUGGGUUGGUUCAGUGUAAACCAGAUUUGUCCAGGAUUGAAUGUAGUGGAUGUGUUGAACACCUCUUUAGCCUUUUCCCUACCAGUUUUGUUACGAGUGCAUUUACAGCUCCAGCAGCAAGGUUGGUGUGUCCUAGCUGUAAUGUUCGAUAUUCAAUCGACUCUUUUUAUGGUAAUGUAGCCGAUGUAGGUCCGCCACAACCACAAUUCCCUGCACCACCAACAUCGAACAGAAGGAAUAACAUUGUACCAGUUGCAAGGAGCAAGAAAUCGCGUAGCACGAUUGUCACUGUUGUCCCCGUUGCUGGGUCACUAGUACUACUCAUCAUGAUCAUAACUUCAAUCUGCAUCAUACUAAGGAGGAGGAAGAAAAAGAAGAAAAAAUCUACCACAAGAUUAAACAACGACGAAAUAGAUGAACUCCAGUCCUUACAGUAUAGUCUUGGAGCCAUCAAGGAUGCAACUAACAAUUUCUCUGAUGAUAAUAAGCUCGGAGAAGGUAGAUUUGGCAUCGUAUAUAAGGGUAAGCUACCGGAUGAUCAAGAAAUAGCAGUGAAGAGACUAGCAAGGAAUUUGGUACAGGGGGAUAUACAAUUCAGAAAUGAGAUUAUGAUAUUAGCCAAAGUUCAACAUAGAAAUCUGGUACGGCUGCUAGGAUUUUCCUCCGAGAAAGAAGAAAUGCUACUCAUUUACGAGUUUGUCAUCAACAAAAGCCUCGACAAUUUCCUAUUCAAUCAUGUACAAGGUGCAUCUAUGCCGUGGAUAAUACGUUACAAAAUUAUUAAUGGCAUUGCUAGAGGACUUCAUUACCUUCAUGAAGAUUCAAGACUGCGAAUCAUUCAUCGUGACCUCAAAGCUGGUAAUAUUUUGCUCGAUGCUGAUUUCAACCCGAAGAUUGCAGAUUUUGGCAUGGCUAGGCUGUUUAACAUUGAUCAGAUUCAAGCAGUAGCAAGCAAAAUCGUUGGAACCUAGUGAGUGUCAUGAUCACAUCGAUUCACGGCUAUAUUCAUCAAUGUCAGAGUACUAACUGUUGUGGGAUCUUUUUCGGUGCUGACGUGGCACACGCUCCUCGGAGGUAUCAAGUAUGACCUGGCACGAACUUCUGGCAACCUGCAAAACAAGAAUA